Molecule: messenger RNA, 1303 nt
Organism: Cyphomyrmex costatus
Lineage: Eukaryota; Metazoa; Arthropoda; Insecta; Hymenoptera; Formicidae
Product: collagen alpha-2(I) chain
Exons: 2
Coding region: 140-955 (271 amino acids)
Source: RefSeq, a predicted model, not a curated record
UAUAGAAGGAUGCUUGCUGUACUAGCACUUCAGUUCCGAACGGUGAAUCGCUAAAUCUCCUGGUCCCGUUGGAUACCGUUGGUGAAAAAUCCUCGUGUAUUUAUUCAAUUCAGUAAACGCCUCGAGAUAUUCUAUAAUCAUGUUGAAAUAUAUUAUACUCUUCACUACUGUGUUCUACAUGGUACAGUCACAACGACCAUGGCAUGCUGGUACCGGUAAUCGUCUGCCCCAGGUUCUACCUCAAUAUAUUGACGAGCGAAUAGCGGCGGAGCAAGCAGUUCAAGUAGCUCAAGCAGCUCAAGGAGGCCAAACAAUCCCAGUGGGUCAAGGGACUCAGGGAAUUCCAGUGGGCCAAGGGGCUCAGGGAAUACCAGCGGGCCAAGGAGCUCAGGGAAUUCCAGCGGGUCAAGGGACUCAGGGAAUUCCAGUGGGUCAAGGGACUCAGGGAAUUCCAGUAGGCCAAGGGACUCAGGGAAUUCCAGUAGGCCAAGGGACUCAGGGAAUCCCAUUGGGCCAAGGAACUCAGGGAAUCCCAUUGGGCCAAGGGGCUCAGGGAAUCUCAAUAGGUCAAGGAGCUCAAGGAAUUCCAGCAGGCCCAGGAGUUCAAGAAAUUCCAGUGCGUCAAGGAUCUCAAGGAAUUCCAACGUAUCAAGGAGCUCAAGGAGCUCAAGGGACUCAAAUUGAUAUCGAUAACACGCUUGGAAAUCGAAUAGGUGGUGGAGACGGUGGCUUUACAGCUUCACCGUCCCUGAGCACGACGAUAAAUCCAGCUGAUUUACCAGUUGAUGCUCAUGGUGACAUUGAUUUGAUAAAUAGGAUCAAGACCUGGCCGAGAGACAAGCAACCCUUUUGGUACAUUAAUUGGCAGGCGAUUCAAGCCCAUCGUGGUGACGUGAACAAUACCGCCCAACCAGCCCAGACGCAACCGAAUUCAAGAUCGUUUUUCGCGGGUUAAGAUAUCGAAUGAAUUUGUAAAUCGAACAAUCAACAAGACUGUAAAUUUAAGCAUUUGCUUCUAACAAUAGGAUAAGGACUCAUUCGUAGAUAUUUAUAUAUACCGUUGACGACAGCGGUUAUUCCUAGUCAAACCCGUCUCUUUGGUAAAAUAUACUGAUUUCACAUCUCGAAGAGUCGUCAAUCAGGAUUGUUACAUCUCGAUCCGGUUUCUCGAAGAUAGAGGAAUCGAAGGCGGUCGAAACAAAUGUCAUGUGACUGUGCGAAUGUGCAUGACUUGCUUUUGUAAUAGAAUUAAGGAUCAAAUUUUUAUACGAAAAGACAGAAAUGACGAUAUUAUAUAAAAAUA